AUGCAUUCCUCGCCUGUCCUCCAGUCCCCUCCUCUGGAGCCCGCCACUCGGCCUCACUUGCUGGCCGAGUUCAGCAUGAAAGACAAAGUCGUUGUGAUUAGUGGUGGUGGAAGAGGAUUGGGCCUUGUCCAGGCCGAGGCGCUGCUUGAAGCAGGUGCCGUGGUGCACUGCGUUGACAGACUGCCCGAUCCAACUUCGGAUCCCGAGUCCGAGUUCGCUCGCGUUGCCAAGCGUGCCAAGGAGGAGCUCAACUCCAGCCUGAGUUAUCACGAGCUCGAUAUUCGCAACGUGCCGGAGCUGAACAAAAUCUUUGAGGGCAUUGCAGAUGAGAGAGGUCGCCUGGAUGGCUGCCUUGUCGCCGCCGGAAUAAACUACGAGACCCCAGCUCUCGACUACCCCCCUGAUGAAGUCGACCGAAUGAUGAGCAUCAACGUCUCGGGCGCCUUCAUGACCUCCCAAGCUGCCGCGCGCCAGAUGGUUCGGCUCAAGCAACCCGGAAGCAUCUGCAUGAUUGCUAGCAUGAGCGGUACCAUUGCCAACCGCGGCAUGUUUGCCCCAGCAUACAAUGCCUCCAAGGCCGGUGUUAUCCAGUUGGCCCGGAGCUUGGCUGCUGAAUGGGGCCCGUACAACAUUCGUGUUAACACCCUCUCUCCCGGCUACAUCCUGACUCAGAUGCUGCUGAAUCUGUUUGACGACUAUCCCGAGCGAAAAGAGCAGUGGCCCAAGGAGAACAUGCUUCAGCGAUUCAGCGUUCCCAAGGAGUACCGCGGUGCCGCCGUCUUCCUCCUCAGCGACGCCAGCAGCUUCAUGACGGGCAGCGACCUUCGCAUUGACGGUGGACACGCCGCCUGGUAA
This is a messenger RNA of Trichoderma aggressivum f. europaeum, 855 nucleotides long. RefSeq lists its product as uncharacterized. Gene Ontology annotation, molecular function: oxidoreductase activity, acting on NAD(P)H, oxygen as acceptor. The record is from RefSeq and is a predicted model, not a curated record. The transcript has 3 exons. Gene Ontology annotation, cellular component: intracellular anatomical structure. Lineage: Eukaryota; Fungi; Ascomycota; Sordariomycetes; Hypocreales; Hypocreaceae. Bases 1 to 855 code for a protein of 284 amino acids.